Messenger RNA from Staurois parvus, 315 nucleotides. NCBI's taxonomy places the organism in Eukaryota, Metazoa, Chordata, Amphibia, Anura, Ranidae. The record is from the annotation of a GenBank genome assembly.
CCGCUGUCCAGCCUGACACCCCGGUGCCCGUGGUCCAGCCUGACACCCCCGUGCCUGUGGUCCAGCCUGGCACCCCGGUGCCCAUGGUCCAGCCUGGCGCCCCGGUGCCUGUGGUCCAGCUUGGUGCCCCGGGUGCCCGCUGUCGUGCCAGAUGACUCAGUGCCUGCUGUCGUGCCAGAUGACUUGGUGCCCGCUGUCGAGCUUGAUGACUCGGUGCCCGCUGUCAUGCCAGAUGACUCGGUGCCCGCUGUCAUGCCAGAUGACUCGGUGCCCGCUGUCGUGCCAGAUGACUCAGUGCCCGCUGUCGUGCCAGAU